This is a messenger RNA of Aquila chrysaetos chrysaetos, 4138 nucleotides long. RefSeq lists its product as uncharacterized. The record is from RefSeq and is a predicted model, not a curated record. Bases 1 to 801 code for a protein of 266 amino acids. The transcript is spliced from 4 exons. NCBI's taxonomy places the organism in Eukaryota, Metazoa, Chordata, Aves, Accipitriformes, Accipitridae.
AUGGGCGCCGGGCCCCCGCGCGUGAUCGGCGGCUGCCCCGCGGCGUGGCCAGUGUGUCAGCGCGGCGUGUGCGCGGCCCGCGAGCAACCCCUUGCAGCUGCUCUUCUCUUCAGUCUGCUCUUCUGGUCACUGGGGAAGCCUCCUGCUCAUUCUCCCUCCACCUGUGUCAGUGUCUCCUCUCACCCCUGGGGUUUGUUCCCACCAUGUCAGUGGUUGUCCUCUGCUGCCACCGUCCAGGUGCACAGGACCUUCUGGCUCCGCAAGUUUUGCGUUACACGUGCUGACCAGCUGCAGUCAAAGUGCACAGAGUGGCUGGGGCUGGACUGCUGGAACAGUUCUAACUAUCAGAAAACAGCUCCAUCCCGCUCUGCGUGGUCAGGAUCAUUGUCCCGGCACUUACCAGGAACCAUCUUCAGACCCCUUCCAAAAAAGGACACUUCCAGCAUCGAUGUGAGUCCUUCCGCUGCACGAACCUGGAUGCACAGGCAGUGGAUGCCAUCUGCAUGGGUCCUGUUCACGAUCAGUGAGCGCUGUCUGGAACCAGUGCUGGAACAUGAGUACAGACAAGAGGAGGAAGGUGGCUUCCUUUGUCCUCAGGAAGCUUUGAUGUUAACCUCAAAUCCAGGUCAACCUCAUGAGACCAUGUACGUUAUGAGCUGUAAUGUACAGUUCUCUGGAGCAGGUAGCAUCCAUAACAAUUCUCCAGAAGGCUUUGCCUGCUCCUCGGUCAGGCAAAGGACUUCAGGUUCCCAGGACUUCUCACUUCUGGAGAAGUCCUGGGAACUCCUAAAGCUGGUGUGACACCCCCUUCUCCUCCACUCAAGUAUUUUCUGCCCUACGUGAGCUGCGUUGUCACAUAUCGUCAGUCUGUUGCAGUUUGGAUCUGUUUCCUUAAUUGCAGUGGCUUAAAGGCUCAGAUUUCAUAUGAGAGCAACUAGAGGCAUUGUGAAUGCUUGCAGUCAUAGUGAAAUCCGUGAUACACCAUCCUGGUCAGCAUACCUGUGGAAGGCAAAGCUGAGACACUUAACGUACAUACGUGUAAAAUAAGACCAUGCCUGGAAAGCAUCUGUUAAACUAAGGAAACACAGCAUAGCAACUCAUGCUGAAGGAAGCUUUAUGGAUCCAAAUUAGGAAGACACAGAUGACACGGCGAAGCUACAGUUUUUGGGAGUAGAUCUAUGUGUGGCCCUAUAUGCACAGACCCCUGUCCCCUCUUUGGGAUGACUAUUAAUAGCCCUGGCUCUGGCCAGCCCAAACUCAAAUAGUGUGUGGGUCUGUUUGGUUACUGCAGGACUAUUUGGCAACUCUGGGUGAAUGCCCUUAAAUAAUCCUGCUGGCACUGGGUGUUGGAGAGCUUGAAGCUUUAGAAACUUUUGGGUCAAAUUUACUCUUGUUAAAUAAACAAUGAGUAUUGAUUAGAUCAUAUGACAGACCAACUGAGCACUCUUUCAAAUACCGCAACUCAUUGGAGUUCAUUUUUAUGUAUUUAUAUACUCAGAAUCCCUUGAACUAGUUGCUUUGGUGAAAGGAGUAUUAAGUCUUCUACUCAUGCAACUCUAUAUACUUUUAUAUGCAUGGCCCUGUGCACAUGGAUAGGAGGAUUUUCGAGGCUGCUUAAAGGAUUUGGAUGCUCACUUCGUUUGGUUUAGUUGGAGACUUGAAUCCCUUAGGCAGAUUUGAAAAUCUCAGCCAUAAUUCUUUGCUUAUUUUAGUGCAUCGGGGCAAGACCUUUUCCCUGUUAAAAUAAUUUCUAAGUACUCCUUUCUCACUGCCAUGAAAUAAAAAUAAAAAUGUGUUUAACUGGAAUUUUAAGAAGCAUUUAUUUCUCUACGCAUACCCAUUUAUCUUACUCAUUUGCUGUUUUGUUUACUGAGGAAGUUCUUAAGUCACAGUGUGUCUAUAUUUCGUACUGAGUAGAGUAGCAAGGAGAUUGUCAGAACUAAACAUACAGAUUUAUAAAGGCAUUUUAUUAUGCUUAUUUAUAUAGCUUAAAUGUCCUGGAAAGGUUUUCUCAUCUGAAAUCUCUCGGCAGUACAAUUAUGUAUCUGGCCUCAAAUAUAUGUCAGGAAAACACCAUAUGGCCCUUCCAAAUGCAAUACCCACCCACAUGCGCGCACACACAAAGGUACUGGUUUGCAGUGGGGGGAGAAAAGCGAGGAGUGAAAUAUGUAAACAGAGUUUAGUAGGUGAAAGGCUGCGGGGGCCGCGUGUGCUCUGUUUACGUGGGUCCUGAGCGGGAAGCUCUCACGUUGCACAGGCAGUUUUGUUCGGGCAGGAAGAGGAAAGCACAGCCUGUCUUGGUGUUGCUUCCCAAGGCAGCUUGUUACGGUAAUCCCCGUGUCUGGCGAGGUGCUGCUUGAAGGUCAGAGGAGCUGCAGCCGCGGGACGUACCGUCCCAGUGCCCUCCCAGCUGCUCUCCUGCAAGUGAACCACCAGCCCUUACCUCAGGGGAGGCUGGUGCAAGCAAGGGGCUUCUCUUCACGUCUUCUCCCCAGUUGUCUCCCGUGUGGAAGCAGCUGUGGUCAGGUGGACGUCAGCCUCCUUGUCCUGUUAGCCGGGCUCUGCAGCGUGGUUUUGGGCUGCACAGGGUCAGCGUUGCCUUUCUGAGCUGCCUGGGUGAUGGAGCAGGUGAGCUGACAGACUCCAGUAUGCUGGAGCAAGCCCGAGUAGGGGGAAAACAAACCCAUCCUCAGACCUGACUUGGAUCUUGUUGCCAUCCUUUUAAUAUUGGGUUUGACUUCUGAUUUAGGGUGACAGUUUCCUGUUUUACUCCCAUGGAGUAGGGGAGUUCCUUGGGAGUAACACACCAAAAAACCCAGAACUUUUACUUUGCUUUCUCUGCAAGUGUUGAAAUGUCAGGGACAUUAGAUUGUGUUUGCUUGCAAGUGCUGGAAAUGGUGCAGGUGUUUUGUUAAUGAAAAUGCUCACAGACCACUUGUCCCCAGCAGUUUAUCAAAGGAGCUUUUUUCCCCCCGUUUCUUCUCUGGCUUCAAGAAUGAGAGCCGACAAGUCAGACUCCAAGCCCUGGAAGGACUACAUGCCCCGCAGCUUCCCCUGCGAUGGGAAAAGCUGAGUACUCACAUGGAGGACCCAGCCACCUGCCUGGAGCACCAGCACCUUCUCCUACACUCGUCUCCUUUUUUUGAUUGUAGCCUGGCAUGUGGCCCCAGUGACGCUCAGGAGAGGAGCCUGUGGCCGUCCCAGACGUCUGUGGUACCUGCCGUGGGUGUAAGCCCCUCUGCAGGACUUGCGCUGCCAGGCCGAGGAUGUGCUCCCUUUGCCCGCUCCCAAAAACGCUGUGGUUCAACUCUGGUCCGUAGAGCAGGCUGGAGGCGUCAGCCCCUUCCCAGGGAUGGCCCUGCUCCCUCGGUGCCCGCCACAAGAGCAGCCUCGCGUUCUGCCGGGGCAUGGGCAGUGUCCGGCAGCUCCUCUCCACUCCGGGUGGGAGAAGUCUCUGCUGUGGGCUGAAAGCACCGACAGCAGACGCAGGCAGUGACAGCCCGGUGGCUGCGUCCAUUGUCCUUCAGGAGUGCCUGCAGACACGGUUACUCAUCCACAACUUGUGCCAGCUCCAGAGAGGCCUUGGGGAGACCGGCAAACCACCGCGUCACCCGCCUCCUUUGCUGUUUCUCUGCGGGUACAGGACAACCUGUGAACCAUGGCAAAAGGGCCUUUUGGAAAUCUAUUGCGAAAUCCUAUGAUCACUGAUUUAAAAAAAAAAACACAAAAGCUAGAGUAAUUUAAUAGGCCUGUCUCUGCUCAUCCUGUCCUGCGAUUUAUAGAUAGCAUAGAAACGUUAUGUGAAUUAUGAACUGGGUACCAAGCCAAACACUAGGCUUUCAUCUCGAGCGUUACAGUUCUGCUUGCUUUUAUCAGUUUGCUCAACUGGGCAAGAGGGUCUAGUGCAGAAGCUGAAUUUCUUUGAAAAAAUUAACAAUCAUCUACUUAAUGCUGAAACAAUGCCUUCUGACUUGCUGUCAGGGCCUUCAGCGAGUUUGAGCGUAGCUUAUUCCAGACCAGGCUGCUUUAUAUGUCAUGGCGCGUGUCCUCAACUUCACCCUUCCAUUGUACGCCUUAUCUGAAACCCUGAGCCUGGGAUUUGCAGUUGUUCAUUCAAAAUUAAAAAUGAGACAACCAA